Salvelinus fontinalis (brook trout) is the source of this 7395-nucleotide messenger RNA. RefSeq names its product autophagy protein 5-like. The transcript is spliced from 8 exons. Gene Ontology annotation, cellular component: phagophore assembly site membrane; Atg12-Atg5-Atg16 complex; cytoplasm. The record is from RefSeq and is a predicted model, not a curated record. NCBI's taxonomy places the organism in Eukaryota, Metazoa, Chordata, Actinopteri, Salmoniformes, Salmonidae. Gene Ontology annotation, biological process: C-terminal protein lipidation; autophagosome assembly; nucleophagy. Bases 366 to 1193 code for a protein of 275 amino acids.
AAGAAAACUUCAGUGGUUUGCAAGCUGUAAAUGAAACUACCAAUAACUACAAAAUUACUUAUAGAUUACUAGGCGAAUCAAAAUUGUCGUCACUAACCAACAACUUUAUAGGUCAUCUUUGCAAUGAAUAGAACCAUUUCGACAUGAUUAUUGUAAUACACUACAAUGAACGCUGGAUGCCACUCUAUACUACAGGUUACACCUCGUCGGGGAAAAGGGGGAUUUCCUUGCUUUUUUCCCUUGACAGGCGAAUGACAACGCCACCACGGCCCUCUUCCUUAAUCGCAGCUGGUUACAACCGCUCUAGAAAAGUAGUUUGUAGCUAGAGAGUACUUCCUUUAUGUGCCACUGGGUGCGACGGGAGGAUGGCAGAUGACAAGGACGUGCUACGAGAUGUUUGGUUUGGUCGGAUUCCGACCUGCUUCACACUUUACCAGGAUGAGAUCACAGAGAGAGAGGCCGAACCCUUCUAUCUCCUCUUGCCAAGGGUGAGCUACCUGACUCUGGUCACAGACAAGGUGAAAAAGCACUUCCUGAAGGUCAUGAAGGCCGAGGACGUAGAGGAGAUGUGGUUUGAUUUCGAGGGAACCUCACUCAAAUGGCACUAUCCAAUUGGAUUACUGUUUGACCUGCAUGCCUCCAACACUGCCUUGCCCUGGAGCAUCACUGUGCACUUUAAGAAUUUCCCAGAGCGUGACCUGCUCCACUGCCCCUCUAACUCUGUGAUCGAGGCCCACUUCAUGUCCAGCAUCAAGGAGGCGGAUGCCCUCAAACACAAGAGCCAGGUCAUCAACGACAUGCAGAAGAAAGACCACAAGCAGCUGUGGAUGGGCCUGCAGAACGAUAAGUUUGACCAGUUCUGGGCCAUGAACCGUAAGCUGAUGGAAUACCCCACAGAGGAGGGAGGCUUUCGCUACAUCCCCUUCAGGAUAUACCUGACGAUGAGUGACAGGCCGUUCAUCCAGAAGUUGUUUCGCCCCAUAUCGACCAACGGCUACACACACACGCUGGGGGAUCUGCUGAAGGAGGUGUACCCCGUGGCCAUAUCCAACGACGACGAGUCCAAGCACUACCAGGUGGUGAUCCAUGGGAUUGAGCCCCUGCUGGAGACCCCGUUGCAGUGGCUGAGCGAGCACCUCAGUCACCCUGAUAACUUUCUCCACAUCAGCGUCAUACCCGCGCCUAGUGAUUGACACCUCUGGUAAAGUUUGGUAACACCCGGCAACUGGGAAAGUUGCAAACUCCGAACGGACUCUUUAGAGAGCAGGAAAACCCACGUGACUGGGGGCGAAGAGUGACGCAAUCGCGGUGUGAUGUCAUCUCAUUCAACUUGUCCCAAAAAGGAGCCCACCAGGAGAAAAUUUACCGUUUUCUGUUUUCCUUCUCUUUUUCUCUCCUCCUUCGCACUCCGUCUCUUUUGGACCUUUACCUGUUUGGGGAAAGUUGUUCCGCCCAAAAUGUGGAAGGCCAAACUGAAUGAGAGCUCAUCUGUUUAAAAAGAGAGGCAGGGAGAUUCUGCUUACCACCUCCUCUCUCCUCUUCCUCCUCCUAGAGAAAGAGACAGGGCCCAGACAUGCCUAGUGGGACCCUCUACUAACAGAAGUCGCCUUAGUUUUCCCGAGUCACAUCAUGAGCUACACGGUUGGACGUUCAUGAAGUCACAACUGAGUUUACACACUUGUACUGUAUGCCACUGAGGAGUGAAAGGAGAUUUUUAAAGACACUUCACUUCUUCAUUCUUUGUCUCUUGCUCUCUGUCUGUCUGUAUAUUCUCCCAUCUUCCUCUCUCACUGUAUUUCCUGUUUCUUUCUUCUCUCUCUUCCUCCCUCCCCCUCUUUCUCUCUCGUGUCAUUUAUUGCCGAUGCUCUCUCAUCUCCAUAGCUAAUUAUCUAUUGGAAUUCCUCCUGCUACUAAUGAGACCGCUAAACUCCUGUCUCCAUGCCAAGCCUUGGGGUUGUGUGAGUCUGUGUGUUGUAAUUGGAGACAUCAUUUAAAGUCUCCUAGAGGGACAUGGAGGGGGUGAGGAAGGUGUGAAGAGUCCGAAUGGAAUCCUGUCUGCCUUCUCUCUUGCGUGUCUCGUGUCAAAGGGAGACGGGGCCAGACAUGUAAUUUGGAGUGUGUUGUUACAGUCGAAGGGGAGGGAAACUUGUGAUGUCACACCUGUCUAAUCACGUCAGGCUUCCUCAUUCGCCGCCUAGGAGGAUGGGAUAGAGGAGUUUACAGCUCUGAGUCAGGGCUGGGCUCGACGUGGGGUACUGUCUAAGGGGUAGGCAUGUGCAUAUGUGUGUGUAUGUACAUGUGUGUAUGGGUACUUUUUACACAUUUUGUUGUUACAAAGUGGGAUUCAAAUGGAUUUCAUUGUCGUUUUUGGUCAAUGAUCUACACAAAACACUCUGGAAUGUGAAAGUGGAAGAAAAAUUGUAACAUUAACAAAAUACAAAAAAAAUUAACUCUACUAUAUCUUGAUAAGUAUUCUCCCCCCUGAGACUACAUGUUAGAAACACCUUUGGCAGUGAUUACAGCUGUGAGUCUUUUUGGCUAAGUCUCUAAGAGCUUUGCACACCUGGAUUAUACAAUAUUUGCCCAUUAUUAUUUUAAAAAGUCUUCAAGCUCUGUCAAGUUGGUUGUUGAUCAUUGCUAGAAAGCCAUUUUUAUGUCUUGCCAUAUAUUUUCAAGUAGAUUUAAGUCAAAACUGUAACUAGGCCACUCAGGAACAUUCACUGUCGUCUUGGUAAGCAACUCAUAGAUUUGGCCUUAUGUUGUAGGUUAUUGUCCUGCUGAAAGGUGAAUUUGUCUCCCAGUGUCUGUUGGAAAGAACACUAAGUCAGGUUUUGCCUGUGCUUACAGCUUAGCUGUAUUCCGUUUUCUUUUUAUCCUAAACUCCCUAGUCCUUGCCGAUGACAAGCAAACCCAUAACAUGAUGCAGCAACCGCCAUGCUUGAAAAUAUGGAGAUUGGUACUCAGUAAUGUGUUGUAUUAGAUUUGCCCCGAACAUAACACUUUUUGUAUUCAGGACAAAAAGUUUCUUUGCCACAUAUUUUGCAGUAUUACUUUAGUGCCUUGUUGUAAACAGGAUGCAUGUUUUGGAAAAUACGAAUUCUGUACAGGCUUCCUUUUCACUUUGUCAUUUAGGUUAGUAUUAUGGAGUAACUACAAUGUUGUUGAUCCAUCCUCAGUUUUCUCCUAUCACAACCAUUAAACUCUGUAACUGUUUUUAAAUCACCAUUGGCCUCAUGGUGAAAUCCCUGAGCAGUUUCCUGCAUCUCCGGCAACUGACUUGGGAAGGACGCCUGUAUCUUUGUAGUGACUGGGUGUAUUGAUAUACCAUCUAAAGCCUAAUUAAUAACUUCACCAAAAACCUCCCUGGUCUUUGUAGUUGAAUCUGUGCUUAAAAUGUCCUAAUCGAUUGAGGUACCUUACAGAUAAAUGUGGGGUAAAGAGAUAGGAGUUGUCAUUCAAAAAUCAUGUUAAACACUAUUAUUGAACACAGAAUGAGUCCAUGCAACUUAUGUGAUUUAAGCACAUUUUAACUUCUGGACUUAUUUAGGCUUGCCAUGACAAAGGGGUUGAAUAUUUAUGGACAAAACAUUUCAGCUUUUCAAUUUUUACAUUUUCUAUUCCACUUUAACAUGAUGGGUUAUUGUGUCUGUGACACAACAUCUUAAUUUAAUAACAAAAUGUGGAAAAGGUAAAGGGAUGUGAAUACUUUCUGGUGUGUGUGUGUGUGACUGCACACAGCAGACACAGACUUUUGACUCAGUCACAAAGACACAAGCCAAUGAUGAAAAGCAGAGCUAGACUCUCAUCUUGCUGACACACUUGUCUUGUUGGGAUUUCCCAGUCAACCUAUUGGAUUGAGUUGCUCAAUACUGACAGCUCUAACUGUAUCUCUAUUGCAGAUCUUUUAAAUAUCUCUAUUGCAUGUGUAUCCUGCCAUUCCUCCUCCAAGCCCUUGGCAGCAUGUCUUGCAACUCACACAAAGUGAUCCUCGGUAACCAUUUAUUUUUCAUUACAAUGUUGAAGUACAGGUAACUGCCACAAUAAAGGAAACACCAACAUAAAGUGUCUUAAUAGGGUGUUGGGCCACCAGAACAGCUUCAAUACACCUUGGCAUAGAUUCUAAAAGUGUGGAACUUUAUUGAAGGAAUGCAACACCAUUCUUACACGUGAAAUUCCAUCAUUUGGUGUUUUGUUGAUGGUGGUGGAAACCGCUGUCUCAGGCACCGCUCUAGAAUCUCCCAUAAGUUUUCUUUAAACCCCCUAUGCUUCUUUGAGACCCCUCUCAGUCUCUGAGAUUUGGUUAAUUUAGCAGACACUCUUUUUCAGAUCUCUUCUUCUAGCCAUGGUAGCCAAAAUAAUGGGCAACUGUGCAUUUUUAUACAUGACCCUGAGCAUGACGGGAUGUUAAUUGCUUAAUUAACUCGGGAACCACACCUGUGUGGAAGCGCCUGCUUUCGAUAUACUUUGUAUCCCUCAUUUACACAAGUGUUUCCUUUAUUUUGGGAGUUGCCUGUAUGUGGGACACAAUGCCUGACCCCAGUUUUCCAAUUGCCUUUCUGCUCCCCAGGUCAUCACUUCGUUCAUCCUGUUGUGGUUGUUGUCGUGUUUUACUUCAUGGCUAUACAAUAGUCAAACUCUUACUGUCCAAGUCAUUGGCACUAGAUUCCGCGAAACCGAGUUCACACACACACAUUUGUUUGUGUUUAACACGUUACAGGGGGCUGAGAGCAGUCAGAGGGUAUCAGACACACAUGAGAGUGAUUAGUAAUUUAGAGGAAUCCAUGACUGUAUUCCCUCCAUGCUGCAUCCCCCGCGGGAUAGAGAGCGAGAAUAGGGAGUAAGAGAGAAUGAGAGUACAUAGGCGGCCAAUGGGCCUUUUCUCAGCACAAGCUCACACGGGGGGGGGGGGGUUCUGCUCUAUAUUUCUACAUUUGGACUCUGAGCUUAUUUACAAAUACUGUAGUUUUCCUUCCACCACACACACACACACACACACACACACACUAGUCGAUAUGCAAACGAGUUCUGAGAUACUUUUCCGUUCCUCUGCUGUUUGUCUUUUCUCCCUUUACUUUCUCUUGGUGAUUGUGAUCAUACUUACAGCACAGGUACAAACAGAACCAUCCAGUCAGUGGAAACGUUACUAGUUAAAUAUUUAUUGAUUAACGAAUGCUAUCUUCAACUCUCAGGUCUUACCUGGAUUCAGAGUUGUUCUCACUGUUAACUGCAACAAACAACAAAAAUGUGCAUUCUUUUUCUGUUUUUUUAUUUUCUUUCUCUCCUUAUACACUAUUUUGCAGUGGCUUGCUUUUCUUUCAUUUGCUACUUACUGCAGUGAUUACAACGCUGUAAAAAUGUUUUUGUGUAGAAUUAACAUUGAAUUAAAAAUGAAAUUGUUUUAUACUGUAGUUCUGGGCUAUGCCUGUGUCUUUUAGUUCCUGUUCUGGUUUGCAUUAUCAUUGAAUGGGGAUGUUAUGUGUCUCUUAUUUCUACAUCUAGGUUUUCAUAGAAGUUAAAACACUUAACCUGGGAGAUUUCUCUUUGUCAUUUAUUUGUGUUUAUUUGAGGUUCAGGGGGUGGUAAAGGUGGAUACAAAAUAUUUUCUGAAAAUUGUAGACUGUUUUAUUUUCAUACCUUUAAAAGAAUAGCUUCAGCCCGUUUCUGAAUUACUAUUGUUUACCUCUCGAUCUAAUCUCUUUUCACGAGCAACGUGUUCUCUCUGUGGAAUAAGGAAAUGGCCAUCCCGUCCCAGUCUCCACUUGUUGUAAACUAGUCACCAAACACAUCUAAGAGAUUACUGUCCCCAUUGUUUCUUUCAAUUCUUGGCACUACAAACACAGAUUGCCAUCCCUCUCUGUUCAUCCUGCUCUUUUCCUCCUGCUUCAAAGGAUGGAGAGAAUUAUCUGUUUUAACGAGGAAACAGCCUUUGAAGUUUGUAAUUAUUAAAAGGACAGAGUUCAGCUCUCUGAAUGUUAGCAACCCUAGGUCUUUCAUUUGCUUUUAGUCACUCCCUCUCUCAUUCUCUUUGUCUUUUCUCUCUGUCACACACUUUUCUGCUUUUGGAUACCUUUUAAUGACAAGUAUUGAGUUGAUGAAAGUCAAACUCAAAUUGUAUUGUUAGUUCGAAAGGAAAAAAAUAAACUACUGUCUAGCCAAAGAGUCCCCCCUCCUCUCUCUCUCUUGAUGAGGAUGUUGAGGUAAACCAGAGAUGCUGGAGACCAUAAGUCAGACUCUGCCUUGUGAAGUUAUACGAGGUGACUGGAGACAACUUUCCCCUCUGCCACCCUCACCUCACCCCCCUCCACGCCGUGACUACACAAACACACAAAUACAAACCUUGUCUUUCUUACACAUUCUCACACACACACACACAGGUUCCCUCCAGCAUACCUGUAGCCAGGGGUAAGAAUGGCUGUCAGAGGAGCAAAUAACUCUCCUCUCUUUCCUCUCUCGUUCCUGGGGGUGCCCUCUCAUUUUGAGUGCGUCCCAGUCCCCUCGCCCCACACAGGGGCCAACCUGUCAUUAACCUAGGCCGCUAAUGGGCAGGUGCUGAAGGCAGAGAAAGAGUCACUUCAAGGCCUUUACGGUCACUCACCUUCAUCUACAUCCUCCCAUCAUUGUCUCAGUUGCAGUGGCUGACUGUAUCCUCUCUCGAUGCCUCUUUUUCUCUCUAAUAACUACUGUACCCACUUCCCAGCUGUAGCCUCUGACUCAGGGUCAGUGUGAGUAAGUAUUGACUGGAUGUUGUGGCUCCUAGCUGGCUGUGCAAAGAAGACUGUACUUUGUCUUUAAUAGACUAGAGAAUUAGACCCUCAGCCCCUGUCUGUGUCUUUGUGUGACAAACAUGUCAAAUGUUGAUUCACUGCUAACAGUAUUUUUCCCACUGAUAGCCAAUUCGGAACCUGAAAAACUUCCUGAAAUAAACUAAAUGCAAUGAUGUAAAUAUUUAUGUUCUUGUUACUUGAGUAUGCCCUUGAGCCACAGUCCAUUGGGACUUUUUCUCUGGCCCAUCUGAGUACAUGAAAAGUUUUGUAAAACGCACUCACAAACAGGGCCUAAAAUUCACUUUUUGGUCCACCAGCCACUGUGUUACGUAGAUUUUAAAAAAAAUAAGAAAAUGGAUGAGAAUGCUUUGUAAUGUUUCUAAAACAAAUGUAUUACUAGUGAAAAUGUAUGUGGUAUAUUGUUUAAUUUCAUAUUUUUGUGUGACCUCUGUCUCCUCUGUGAUACUUUAGUUAAGACUAUGUUCACCUACCCUUUUAAGGUUGGGAGGUCACAAAUGCAAAUGGUCUAAUUCAAAAUCUAACUUUUUUCACUCUAUAAAUACAUUUAAACUGUAUGGCACUACUUUAACUACAAUGAAAAUGGGGCAAUUAAAACUUGUAUAUGAAUGAA